AUAGUAAAGAAGAGAAGCGCCUCCCUCACCUCUCCUCUCCACGCCUCCCUCCAGCAACAGAAAGUUUCUGAGAGAAGUCCCAGACUCGGUUCCUGUGAGUACCAUGGCGGGCUUCCCAGAAGUUGCUGGCCUUUAGACACCAAAUGCAUGUGCUGCCUUAACACAGACCAUGGCAUCAAACCUGACAAAAUUCAUCCAUUCCCUGGAUCCAAGAACCCUCCCCAGGGUCCUCCAAAUCCAGUCAGGCAUCUACUUCCAAGGCUCCGUUUAUGAAAUGUUUGGAAAUGAAUGCUGCCUGCCAACCGGAGAAUUGAUUAAAGUUACUGGGUUCAAAGUUAAUAAGAUCAUUGCAAGCAUCUGCGAGAGUAAUGAAGACAACCAGUGCUCAGCCAGAAUUGAAUUGCCCCUGAAUUUUCCAGGUCUUUGUAAGAUUGUGGCUGAUAAAACUCCAUAUCUCAGCAUUGAAGAAAUCACAAGAAAGGUUUCUAUUGGGCCAACGCGACUGGGCCAUCCUUGCUUCUAUUGCAAUGAAGACAUAAAACUGGCAAAUCUCACCGUCAAACAAGGUGAGCAGAUCAUGUUCAACUCCGUGGAAGAGGUCAACGGGACACUGACUGUGAACUGCGGAGUGGUAAGAGAUAACCAGUCUCACUCCUUUACUUUGCCAUUCUCACAAGAAGGAGAGUUCUAUGAAUGUGAAGAUGACCAUAUUUACACCCUGAAAGAGAUUGUUGAAUGGAAAAUCCCAAAAAGUAGAAACCGGAUUGUGAAAUUUACCAAUCUGUUACAUACAUGGGACUCCUCUAAUCCACUUCCUGAGAAUUUUGAUGGCUGUCUGAUUCUAGCACCAAUCUACGAAGUACAAGGAGUGAUGAAAUUUCGAAGGGAUAUAGUUCAUAUCCUCUCUGAUCUAGACAUUGAAGUCAUAGAUGUAACAGACGGUUAUGAUAUUAGCUCUUUCCUUCAGCCAUUAUCCAUGGAAGAUGUAUUUGAAAGGACAAGCAAAGAAUUUCCGAUGGUUGCUGAGGUUAUAGAAGGGCCCACAGGAAGACAGCAACCUUAUAAUUUAUUAUGUCCUGGGAAAGAAAUUGUCAUUCACAAAAAGUACCAGGCAAAAAGAAUCCUUGCAUCUGAGAUCAGAAGUGAUUCCCACAGAAGACACUUUUUAAUUCCUGCCAGCUACAAAGGAAAGUUCAAGAGAAGACCUCGGGAGUUUCUAACUGCCUAUGACCUGGAGAUAGCAAGAAGUGACAAGGAGCAGCUUCAUGUUGUAGCAACUAAAGCCUUUGAUUCUCCCCAUGCAGAAUUGUUUUCUGUUUCCGUUGGAGACCAGUUUCUAGUUCAACAGUGCCAGACUGGUGAAGUCAUAUACCAGGGAAGGAAGAAAGUGAUAGAUGUUUUGGCCUGUGAACAAAUACUAAGUGAGGCCUAUAAGAAAGUGCUUCUUCCUAUGUAUAUGGAAGGUGGCUUUGUUGAAGUGAUUCAUGACAAGAGACAGUACCAGCUUUCAGAGCUUUGCAAAGAGUUCCGCUUGCCCUUUAAUGUCAAAGUGUCUGUGAGGGAUCUCUCCAUUGAGGAGGAUGUCUUGGCUGCUAUGCCUGGACUGCAGCUUGAAGAAGAAAUCACAGACUCCUACUUGCUAAUCAGCAGUGCUGGUGAUCCUGCGGACAGUUGGGAAAUUCCUGUGUAUCGUCUAAAUAUGUCUGUUCAGUUGCUCAGCAAACCUGUUGACGAAACUGUAUCCUCCCCAACUAGGACUAUUGUGGAAGAGAUCAGUGAAGAACAAUAUUACAUGGUGAGGAGAUUUGAAAACCAAGCCCUACACCCACCACCCAGACCUCCCAAAAAGCCAACAACACUGGAAUCAAAACCUCUUCUCACUAUGCCAGAGCAAAGUGUGUCAGAUGCACCGCAUGCUGUGAAGAAUCUCUAUGUAGACACCACUAAGAAACCGUGCUCAGACCAAGCUACUGCUGUUUCAGAAUUACAAGUUAGUUGUCAGAAUGAUUUAGUGCACUGGGAGAAUGAGGACGACGUGACUGGGACAGCAACAUUACUGGACACCAGUGUGAUUAAAGGUCCAAUAAACAAUAUGCUUCUGACGUAUGGAACAGAAAAGGAACUGGAGGAAAAGCACACCUAUGAAUAUGUGGAUGAAAACGUAAUUGAAAACAUAAGGAAAAAAUUCCAAGAAAGCACAGUUCAUCAUAAAACGUAUCCCCUGAAGAAGAAGAAGGAAGAAACCUCUAAAAUGGAAUAAUACUGAAAUUAACCCGAAAUGACUGGAAAACUGCAUAUAUUAUGUAAUAAGAUCAUCCACAACUACAAGAACAAACGAAUCACGAAAGAAGCACCGUCUUCCUUCUGUCUCAUGAAGAGCACCCAAGGCUGCAAUUCAACUACACCAAGCCCCUGAGAAACUAAACUACUUUCACAAUCAUAAAUAAAAAGUCAUGCACGGUACUGGUUCCCCUAGUAAAUAUUUAUUCACAAAUUCAUAUAAUUAUGCCAAUUAGGAUACAAUUUUGCCUUCUCAGUGCACCCAAAACACCCAUUGAUUUCCUAGGCCACUGUAUGGCACUUGCUCCAGGCCAAUUCCUUAUUCUAAAGUGUCCUAUAAUUGUAAAUGUUUUGGGGAGAGAGGGUAAAGUAAUUCCUCAUUUAAUUAAACAAUUGCAAAUGUUCCAGGUUGAGUUUCAGGUGUGGUGUACUCAAAAUUACCAAGGGACAGAUUCUGCCACCCUUUCUGGUGCUGCGUAGUACCUUACUGUGCAAGUAGUACCUUUGCUUCACAGGUAAUCCCACUGAAAUCAAUGCAAGUGCUCACAGAGUAAAAUACUACCCAGUGGAGUAAGGGUGGCUGAACCUGGAACAAAGUAAAUCAGAGUAUUUUGGGUUAGAUUGUGUCCAUAUGGGGGAUAGGAAGGGCUGAUCUUCUGGGCUCGGAGUAGGAGCCACUAAGAAUCAUAGCCUCUUUGUUCAGGAAGAGACAGUUGCUCAGUCUGGGAGUUAUUUGCUGAAAACAGAACAAGGAAGCAUGGGGAGGGGUGAGAGCAGGUGGAGUCAUGUCUCCGUCCUCCCUGUGCGUUGUGAGCAGGGAGCACGCUGCACUUUUUAAAAGUUAUGUAGCAAAUUAUUCUCCCAUCCACACCCAAGCACAACUGGGCCAGUGCAUCUCCACACAGCCUUUCAAUGGGCUGUGCCAAACAGGAGCCAUUAGAUCUUGAUUAAUGCUCCAUCUGUUACAUACAAAUGAGUAACUGCCUGUAACAAAGAAUAUCCCAAGACAAGUGAGGUCACGGGAAAAAGAGCAUAGCAGAUUCUUCAUAUUUUUUUAAAAUUUGCUUUAAAAUGUUUUCCUUUUUAAAAAUAUUUUUGAAAAAUGCAAAAUAAGUGCUUAGACAGUUCCAUGAGAGGUGAAGGGUUUGCUGGAUGCAAAACCUACCUGAUGAGCAUCUGAGGUACAUUCAUUGGUACCCUACCACUAUCCUUCUUAGUAUUGUGGAAAUAGCAAUUGUGGUGGGUAUUUCUGCUUAUUUAGAUGAGGAUGCUUUUAAAUCUAGCUGCGAAAGUACGAGCAGUGCUGAUACGGGAAACAUACAUUCUGUACUCUCAUAUUACAAAGCAACGAAGCACCAAAAAUGCCUACAACAUUUUUCUGUAAAUAUUUUUAAAGAAAAAAUCCCUACGAUAUAUAGUAUACCCUGAAUUGCUGAUAGGAAAUCCAUGGAAUGGUUAGUUACCUGUAUGGUAAAUUCAUUUAGGAUUUCUUUGCACUGGUUUAUAUUAAUUUAAUUAGGGUAAAUCCUUUUCCUUACUAUAACCAUUGUCUAAAUUAUUCCAAUUACUAAACAGUACUUUAGAGACUAACAAAUUUAUUAGAGCAUAAGCUUUCGUGAGCUACAGCUCACUUCAUCGGAUGCAUCCGAUGAAGUGAGCUGUAGCUCACGAAAGCUUAUGCUCUAAUAAAUUUGUUAGUCUCUAUGGUGCCACCAGUACUCCUGUUCUUUUUGUGGAUACAGACUAACACGGCUGCUACUCUGAAACCUAAACAGUACUUUGUAUGCACAUGUUUUUAUGCAACAUUCGGCAUAUAAAUAGUUAACAUGAGGGACAGUUUUGUAUGUGUGUCUAUUGUAUGUAUGCACCCACCUUGUCUGUCUAUUGUAUACAUAGGAUUAAUUGGGUAAUGUGGCCUGUGAAUGUACUGAUGUGCCUCUUUGAAUAGAUUGCACAAAAAACAAUAUUUCCCUUUUUGUAGGUGAAAACAGUCCAGCUUGUAACAUUGGCAAACCCAGUCUUCUGCAUAAAUAAAUGUAGUUCAUGCUGUAUUUUACUAGGUUAUUGUGUGUGGGAUGUUGCCAUUCAGUCGGUGGUUUAGAGAUAAGGGAUCUAUUACUACCAAACUCUCCUUUAGCUCAAGUGGCAGAGGUCUGUGUUUUUGGAGCUACAAGGACAAAUAUAAUAAAGCUCAAGCCUAUAAGUGGCUAAGCGCCUCCUAUGAGGUGUUGAGCACCCUCAAUUGUUGUGCAUGCUCAACUCAUCAUAGAAUCAAGCUGUUAUUGUGACAAUCGUAGGUUUAUUUCACAGCACGCUUAUAUAUGUAUGUGGUGGUCUCUUUUGUAAAAAUGAAGUCUCAGUGGUAUUAGCCCUUACUGUAGCACAGGGGUCGGCAACCUUCGGCACGCGGCCUAUCAGGGUAAUCUGCUGGUGGGCCGCGAGACAUUUUGUUUACGUCGACCAUCUGGAGGCACGGCCCCCUGCAGCUCCCAGUGGCCGCGGUUCUCCAUUCCCAGCCAAUGGGAGCUGCAGGAAGCAGAUAUUUAAGCAGACCUUAAAUAGUAAAAUAGUUGCCUUGUAAAUGAUUGGCAUAAUCCCUCGCAUAUAUUUGCUAGUUUAAAGGCUUAAUUUAUUUAUUGUUAAUGAGUGUUAAUGAGCAUUUCCUUCCACUGCACUCUCACUAAGGGCUUAUCUGCACAUGGAGUUAUUCAGAAACAGCCAUUCCUGAAUAACUCUACAUGCAGCCGCCUUUAUUCAGGAAUAGGAAUGCCUUGGGUCUGUUUGGCUUAACCCAGAAAGUGUAUUAAACUAAAUAGGGGCAGGACAGCCUUAUAUUGGAAUAAGAGUGUCCCACGUGGAGUUAUUGUGUACACAAACCCCUAGUGAGACAGCAUUUCCAUGUGGAUAAUCAACAUGCACAUUUUCCAUAUGUUCCGCCUUUGUGCUUGGAGAAGAUAAGAAAAACCUUUCUCCCAGCAUUCUUCUUUAAAUGCCAAAAAGCCUUUUGUUUAAAUACAAUGUGCUCCUUCUUUGUGUCAGACAAAUCCUUAUCUACAACACUCUUGCCAAGGAGUGCUGCUGUUGAUGCUUGUUAUCUCUCCACUUAGUGCAUUUGAUGGUUUCGUUACCUCUUAUGUCUGCCCAAGUGUUAUUUUAAAUUUUUGCUUUGAUGCCGCUCUUUGCAAGUAUCUGACAUGGUGUUAAAUACUUGCAGUCUUCAAAGAGAAACCAAGUUUGCUUUCAAAGAUUAGAAGCAGGGUGUAAUGUUUGUGUUGUGCUUGGGGGGAAGGAGGGAGGUUUAGGAAUUGCUGGGCUGCUGGCCUGUCUUGCAAAGCUCAGGAAGGACUAACACCAUGCCAAGAGUCUGUUCAGGCCCUUCCUUCAGGGUACUGUUUAAUCUUCAAACACAAAACUCACCAACAAACACAAAGCAGGUGCCCAGAAGCCCUUUGUGUCUCUCUUUACCCCACUCCCUUUCACUUCCAGGGUCUGCCACAGAACAGGAGCCAAACUCCUUCCUGCAGCAACCCCUUCAGCUGAGCUUGUUCAGCCCUUUACAGGAAUCCCCUGACCCCUUUCCCUCCACCCAGCCCAAACACCCAUUCUUAAAGGGGUUCUGCCUAACAAUAGGGCUGGCUGACCCCAUGCGUCUUGGCCCUUAAAGUGGGUGACCAUCCCAUUACAGGAAUACUUUUUUGUUUUCCAGUGAUAGAUUUGCCUAUUUGGCUCUUCCCCCUUGGGUUUCAUAUCUCUUCUCUAAAUGUCUCCACAGGAUACCCUUUCCUGUGUAACCCAUACUUCCUCUGAUGAGGAAAGAUGAAAAGAGUUCAAUCAAUAUGUGGAACAUGGCCAAAUGGUGACUCAGACCCUGAUCCUGCAAAGACUACCGCACAUGUUUGUCUUUAUGUCUGUGAGUUCACCUGGAUGUGGGAAUAGUCAUGGCAUGUCUGCAGCUGCCUUAGCAAGCACCUGCCAGCUCAGGCUUCGCCUCAGAUAAGCAACAGAAUUGGCCUUAGCUAUUUUUGAAAGUCUUGAAAAACAAAUCUUUGUGUCCUCCCUUUCUCAUAAACAUUCCUGAUUCCCUCAUAAUCCUGCGAAGGUGUCCAGGGGCAGAUUAGGAAGAGUUAGUGAGAUGAUUCUAUGCAGUACACUAUGAAUAACUGACUUUCUAAUUGCUAAUAUCUAACCUAAAUCGCCUUUGCUGCAGAUUAAGACAAUUACUUCUUGUUUUUCCUUCAAUAGACAUGGAGAGCAAUUGAUCACAGUCUUCUUUAUAACAGCCUUAACCUUUUUGAAGACUUUUAUAAGGUCCCAGCUCAGUCUUCCUUUCUCAAGACUAAACAUGCCCAAUUUUUUAACCUUUCCUCAUAGCUCAGGUUUUCUAAACCUUUUAUCAUUUCUGUUGCUCUUUCCUAAAGUGUGGUGCCCAGAGUUGGACACAGUACUCCACCUGGGGCCUCACCAGUGCUGACUAGAAAGGGACAAUUAGCUCCUGUGUUUAUUCACCAUUCCUGAUAAUACACCUCAGAAUGAUAUUCAUCUUUUUUGCAACUGCAUCACAUUUUUGACUCAUAUUUAAUUGGUGAUCCACUAUAACUUCCAGCUUCUGUUCAACAGUACUACCACCCUGUCAGUCCCCAUUUUAUAAUUGUGUGUUUGAUUUUUCCUUCCUAAGUGUAGUACUUUGCACUUGUCUUUAUUGACUUUCGCCUUGUUGAUUUCAGACCAAUUCGUUAAGGUUGUUUUUAAUUCUAAUCCUGUCCUCCAAAGUGUUUGCAACCCCUCCCAGCUUGUUGUCUAUAAAUUUUAUAAACAUACUCUCCACUCCAUUAUCAAAGUCAUCAUUGAAAAUAUUGACUAGUAGAGGAUCCAGAUCUGACCCCUGCACGGGCUCAGUAGAUCCACCCUCCUAGUUUGACAGCAAACCAUUGAUAACUAUUGUGAGUGUGGUGUUUUAACCAGUUAUACACCCACCUUACUGUAAUUUUAUUUAGACCACCUUUCCCUAGUUUGCUUAGGAGAGGAGAAAUCCUGCUACUUUCAACUAUAAUCCUUUCAACUAUAGUAAUCAUGUUACAUCUAUUUACAUUUUCAAGUCUAAUUUAGCAAGAAAAAUAGCUAGAAAUGUAGUUUGUGUUCUUUCUUUCUUUCCUUCUUUCCUUCCUUCCUUCUUUCCUCCUUUCUUUCUUCAAAAAAUGAGGUUUGCUGAGUCUGGUUCCUGAGGCCAGCUUGUACAAGCUCCAUUCACUCCUAUCCCCCAGCCACCUCCUGCUCAUCAGUCGGUAUAUACCCAAACAAGUGAUAUUUAUUCUUUUUUUGCACUGUUGAGGAUUGUUUGCAGAGGGAACUGAGAAACAGUGUUAAAGAUUUCCCACAACCACUGUGACUUCUGUCCUGCUGGAGGCCACGGAUCAGGAAUAGGACAGUUUUAAAUACAUAUUUUAAGGGAAAUACAUUUUUAAACUAAACUUCAUUCUCAAAGUAAGCCAUCUUUUGUCACAAACAUGAACACCUAAAAUCAGAAAAUACUGUAGAAAGCUAAACCCGAAAAGCAUAACAAUGAGCCAAAUUUUGAAGUCUGCCUGACUAGUCCUUACUCAGGCAAACCUCUGUUGCCUUCACUGAGAAUUUCACCAGAGAAACCACAGACUAAAAAGGAAAUAAAGGUUUGACCCAGUAAGGAUAUCCUCCUCAAAGUAAGUCAAUGGGGCUUAAUAUGGAUGCACAACUCAUUGCAGGAUCGGGGCCUAAGUAUUGUCAGUUCAAAUUUGUGAGCACCCAAUAAUUAUUUUUGAAAAAGAGGAAUUGUUCAACUCAAUUUUGUUUUUCAAAGUGCUGAAAUUACUGAUUGCCAUUUACAAAUUAUUAAUAAAUGUAAUCAAUGUAUGUAAAGAAAUUUCUGGUUUUUAAAAAUGUAUUCUACAAGUAUAUUCUAAUUACAGUACGUAGUUAUGCUCCUUGUUGAUUUAUCUGGACAUUUGUGUUGUCAGCUCUUGUUUUUCCCAAAGAUUCCAUGGGGAUGGAGCUAAUUUAAACACAGAAAAGGUCAAAAUCUUGUUUUCAAACUUUUCUUGAAUACAAUUAGCUUAAUAUUUUAACAGCUGGAAGCUGUAGUAAUUACUUUUAGAUUAUACACAAAAUGUGUUGAAGUAUAAUUACUCUGAUCUAUGAACCAGGUAAUUAAGGUAAAAACUCCCACAUUUUCUUAGACCUCAUUAAUGUAUUUCUUUUGAAAAUGGUUGGAUAAUGACAGGAAUCAUUAAAGCACAUUAAAAGUUUAUCCAUAAAAUGACAUUGAGUAAUUGAAAUCUUUAUCCUGGGACAUUAAAGGACAGAAUAACAUUGAACUGCUCAAUGUACUGACAGUUAUUUCUUGAUUUCCAGUACAGAUUUCAUACACAUUUGGGGGGAAACUGGCCAAUCAAACUGAGCAAAUGGCAAGGGUGAAUCCUCACCCAGCUGCAACUGAGGCUACAAGAGCCCUUUUAUAGUGGAAAAGGGCUGCAGCCGGGGUGAGGAUCUCACCCCUGGUGUUUCUGACAAAGAUUUUGCCCUUUGUACAUGAAUCAGGAGAUGACGUUCCAAUUGACUAUUGGGUUGCUGGGCUUGAUAUGUUACUCAUCAGUGUAGUUAUGGCAAGACACACAAUUACGUUAGGAGCAUUGAAAAAGCUUCAGGAAACAUGGUGAGACACAUUUCUAUUACAUUAUGUGGUAUAACGAUAUAUUUUGUAAAUUUUUAGACUGGAAAUUAAUGUCCUGAACAUGAUACCGAAACGAUCGUUUUUGCUUAUAAACGAACGAUGUGUUGAAUAAAAGAUAAUCAAAGUGUGUUACCUUUCAUUUUU
This is a messenger RNA of Chelonia mydas (Green sea turtle), 9127 nucleotides long. It is a transcript of the gene THEMIS, whose product is annotated as thymocyte selection associated. The transcript is spliced from 7 exons. Bases 170 to 2260 code for a protein of 696 amino acids. Lineage: Eukaryota; Metazoa; Chordata; Testudines; Cheloniidae. The record is from RefSeq and is a predicted model, not a curated record. Gene Ontology annotation, biological process: T cell receptor signaling pathway.